GAGGUGCUGCGCCUCGGCGGCACCAAGCAAGAUUAUCUCAUGCUGUGUGCCCUGGACGCGGAGGCCGAGAUGGUGGACGGCGGCAAGAAGGACACGAUCGAUGACCUGAAGGAAGGGGAGCUGGAGGCGUUCGUCAGCUCUCUGGGGCUCAACAAGUAUGCAAAGAGUUGCCUGGUGGUGGAGGGGGAUGAGGAUGAUGAUGGCGGCAGCAAGGAGAAGGAGAAGCCUCCAAAGAAAGAGAAAAGCAAGAAGGAAACAAAUCAUCCUUCGCUAGAGGGGAAAACAAUAAAAAAAGGAAAGGAAAAGGCAAGCAGUGUGAAAGACAGCAAGAAGAAGCAGUCUGGCGGUGAUCAGGGCCAACAGCCUUCCACAAAGAAAGAAAGGCUGGAAGAUGAUUUUGAAUUUCAUGCGAGGCAAGCAAUCCUGAUCAAACCGGGGGGCAAGUGGUAUGAUCUAGAAUACACCAGUGAAUUCUCUCCCGAGCCACAGAAUCAAACGCUUUUGUCCAAGUAUAAGGCCCUGGCGCAAAAGCUGUAUGAACAUGAGACAGACCUGUUUAAGAAUAAGACAGACUAUCAGAAGGGGGCCUCUUCAGCGUGGAUUAAAACUGUUGUGUCCUCGGGUACCUUGGCUGACAGGAUGGCAGCGAUGACCCUUCUCAUCCAGGACAGUGCUGUCCACAGUCUCCAGUUCGUUGAGAGCUUGAUAAACCUCAUAAAGAAAAAGGGCAGCAGGCAGCAGAGCCUUAUGGCUUUAGAUACUUUCAAGGAGCUUCUCAUUACAGAUAUCUUGCCGGACAAUCGGAAAUUGUGGUCUUUCUCGCAGCGACCGCUUAACAACAUAGUGCAGAUGUCGAGCGGCAACAAGGAUUCAAGAGACAGGCGGUUGAUCCUUUGGUACUUUGAGCAUCACCUGAAGCUGCAGAUAGCAGAGUUUGUGCAGGCCUUGGAAACACUGAGCCAUGAUUGUCUGACAGCCACAAAAUCCCGAGCGCUGGCGGUUUCCCACGAGCUGCUCUGUAACAAGCCCGAGCAGGAGAAAGCUCUGCUGGUUCUGCUGGUGAAUAAACUGGGUGACCCUCAGAACAAGAUCGCCACCAAAGCCUCUUAUCUUUUAGAGACGUUACUUCACAAGCAUCCAAAUAUGAAGGGAGUAGUGUGCAGUGAGGUGGAGAGGCUUUUGUACCGCUCAAACAUCAAUGUGAAAACUCAAUAUUAUGCUAUCUGCUUUCUAAAUCAGAUAGUCCUCAGUCAUGAGGAAAGUGCAUUGGCUAACAAGCUGAUAACUUUGUACUUCUGCUUUUUCCGGAACUGUAUUAAGAAAAAAGAUGUUGAAUCCAAAAUGCUCAGUGCUCUUCUUUGUGGGGUAAACAGAGCUUACCCUUACGCUGAGACUGGUGAUGAGAAAGUGAAAGAGCAAAUGAACACCUUGUUCAAAGUUCUGCACCUUGUGAACUUCAGUACCAGUGUCCAGGCCCUGAUGUUGCUGUUUCAGGUGAUGGACUCUCAGCAGACUGUAUCAGACAGGUACUAUGCAGCGCUGUACAAGAAGCUUCUAGAUCCUGCUUUAGCAACCUGCUCCAAGCCAUCCAUGUUUCUAAAUCUUAUCUAUAAGUCUCUGAAGGCAGAUGUCGUGUUGCGGCGUGUGAAGGCCUUUGUGAAGAGGCUACUUCAAGUCACUUGUGGACAAAUGCCACCCUUCAUUUGUGGAACCCUCUACCUUCUGUCUGAGCUUCUGAAAGUAAAACCAGAAUUAAGGGUCCAGUUACAGGAUCAUGUGGAGUCAGAUGAUGAAGAGUGCUUUAAGGAUCAAGAAGAGGCUGAAGAGGAUGAGGAAAAAUUUGCAGAUGCUGACAAAGAAGUAGAAGAUGAAAAGAGAACUACAAUAGAAAGUUCUGCUAAAACAAGCAAUUCAGAUUCAUCAGCCUCGUGGGUGCAUCAUCUGAAUAUGGGAGGCAGGAAGAGUGGAGCUUCCUAUGACCCUAUGCACCGAAGUCCUUUAUACUGUGGUGCUGAAAGUACAAGCCUUUGGGAAUUGAAGAAGCUUUCUGAACACUUUCAUCCGUCUGUGGCCCUGUUUGCAAAAACAAUUCUAGAAGGGAAUCACAUUCAAUACUCUGGUGACCCUUUGCAGGAUUUCACAUUAAUGAGAUUCUUGGAUCGCUUUGUGUACAGAAAUCCCAAACUCAGCAAAGGCAAAGAAAACACCAGCAGUGUGGUAAUGCAGCCGAAGAAGAAGCAGUUUAUGAAGGAUAUGCAAAAUCUUGCAGUCAACAGUAAGGAGUUCCGGGCCAAAGACGAAAGCAAAAUCCCGGUAGAUGAAGUGUUCUUUCACAGAUUUUAUUCAAAGUUCGAUACGAAGAGAGAGAAACAGAAGCGUCUGGAUGACGAAGAAAGUGUGGAAGAUGUGGAUGAUGAUGAAUUUGAAAGAGCAUUGGAUACUUUUGAAGCUGCUGAUAAUGCUGUUGUUGGCCAGGAUGACCUUGAUUUUGCUGGUAAUAUAAAAAAAAAUCCCAAAGGAGGCAAGAAAGGCCAAGGUGGUAAGGGAUCUGGUGCUGACUGGGAGGAUUCUGAUGAUGAAGAUGACUUCAGCGAUCUGGAUGAUGAGGAAGUCUCCUUAGGAAGUAUGGAGGAAGACUUUGAUGAGGAUAUGGAUGAAGAGGGAGGUGUAUUUAUGGAUGUGUCUGAAGAUGAUAACGACCUAGACUCAAACAAUGACGUGCAACUGAAAUCCAUUGGUAAAAAGGGCAAGAAAAAGAAAGAUACGAAUUUUGCGGGAUCACUGGAAGGACCCAGACGAGGAAAGAAGAGAAAACUCCAAGAUGCUGGUAUACUGGCAUCUGCAGAAGAGUUUGGCUAUCUGCUGGAUGAAAAUGCUGGGUCUAAGUUUGACAAUAUCGGAAUGAACGCCAUGGCCAACAGAGACAAUGCGAAUGUCAAACAGAUCCAGUGGGAAAUAGAGCGUGACAAGUGGCUUCACAACAGGGAUGUGAAAAGCAUCAUCAAAAAGAAGAAACAGUUCAGGCACAGAGGGCUGAAAAACAAGUACAAAGGCAAGAAAUCAAGACGAUGAACUGGACGUCUUGAUGUGGACAUUUUAAAAAUAAUUAUUCUUAAAUAGUUUUUUUUAUUUAAUCACACAUCUUUCUUACUUCAGUUCUUGCUGCUUAACCAUGUCAUCUGGUCAUUCUCCCUUAUGCCAUGAAUUCCAGACCACUCAUUGGAUUUGUAAUAAACUGAAAAAUAGGAAAAUCCAUGUCAGCUCUAAGUUAGACGUAUCUGUCAAGCAGCCCCUUUGUGGCUAGUUUUAUUCAGUGUAUAACCCUCCAGCUCUGAGAUCUCUAUCCAACAGCCUGACACUCCAGCCAUGCCUUAACAAUAAAAACUUCUGCAGUGUCUCCCAGGGAAAGUUUUAA
Messenger RNA from Cyanistes caeruleus (blue tit), 3415 nucleotides. RefSeq names its product CCAAT enhancer binding protein zeta (gene CEBPZ). Gene Ontology annotation, cellular component: nucleus. The record is from RefSeq and is a predicted model, not a curated record. NCBI's taxonomy places the organism in Eukaryota, Metazoa, Chordata, Aves, Passeriformes, Paridae.